Fusarium falciforme is the source of this 315-nucleotide messenger RNA. RefSeq names its product NmrA domain-containing protein. The transcript is spliced from 2 exons. Lineage: Eukaryota; Fungi; Ascomycota; Sordariomycetes; Hypocreales; Nectriaceae. The coding region runs from base 1 to 315 and encodes 104 amino acids. The record is from RefSeq and is a predicted model, not a curated record.
AUGUGGUCUAUGGUAGCGCCGCCAAAAAAUGUUAUGAAGAUUCGGGAUGCGAAGGAGGACAUCAUCAACCACCUGAAAAAGAUUGGCUUGCCAUUCAGCAUCAUCGACAUUGGCUUUUGGUAUGAGAUCAUGAUCCCAAGAGUUGACUCUGGACGAUCGGAUCAUAUCGCCUUGUAUUCCAAGUACUUCUUCGUUGACGAGAGCUUAUUCUCCGCGUCACAAAGAGUCUACAAUAUGCAUGCAUCCAUGCUCAUCAAACACAUCAUGCCGCGUUUCCAUUCAUCAGUCAACAUCAGAUCAAGAAGCCGCCCGUGA